Molecule: messenger RNA, 1287 nt
Organism: Mycena citricolor
Lineage: Eukaryota; Fungi; Basidiomycota; Agaricomycetes; Agaricales; Mycenaceae
Source: the annotation of a GenBank genome assembly
AUGUCCUCCGACACGACAAGCCAGGACUCGGACUCGCUGCGGGCUUCGGUUUACGACGUGUUCCUCGAGCUUGGCGUGCUCGACGCGAACAGUCGCGUCGCGGACUGGUUCUUCGCCGAUCCUGAGGAAGAGCUGCCGGAUCGCGACUCAGAACCCUCCGCGGUCAGGUUCGAAGAUGAUGGUGCAGCAAAAGAGCCGGUGCCAGCGAAGGAGGGGGUGCCGAGGGGACGCAAGACCAGUCGCCCCACCUCGUUCUCCCGACGGUUCUUCUCCGCCAAUGGCAAAGGAUCCCUCUUCAAGAGGUCGCAUUCGGCAGGCUACGAGAGCGAUGAUGGAUACUUGCAGACACCAACGAAACAACGUUCCAAGCCACCUAUGCCUCGCUCGGUCUCGGAGGCCGCCAAGAAUCUGUUCCGCAAACGAGCGAAAUCUCCCCCGAGCAGUGAUGACAGCGACUUCCAAGACUGGCUCGAGCUCGCAGCAUCGAGCUCGCGCAUUUUCAAUCCAUCCGCCGACAACGGCGCACCCAUCGUGGCGCCUCUUCCGCCGCCAAGCUUUGCAGAGUUCGCCAGUGCGUUCACUGAACCUGCGGAUGAAGAUGCCGACAGGGACUUGCAUACGGUGGCUCUGCCGCACACGUUCCCCUUGCCGCGCGUGCUGUUCCGCCCGACGAACAGCAGCAAGCAGCGGGUGGCGCCCCCAGAUGCGGAGAGCACGCCCUCGACGCUGCGGAGAAGCCGUCGCACUCAGUAUCGUCGUCCCCAGUCUAUGGCUCUUGCAUCCAGCCCUCGCGCAGCCUCCUCAUUACCCUCCUCGCCCUUCGUCCUCGUCCCGGGAGGUUUGGAUCCGCAAACAGCAGCGACAGCGACAACACCCGCGCUUGUGUCCACCCUUGACCAUCCUGCGACUCCCCGCUCCAUCCGCCGCUUCUCGGACGUGACAGCAACACGGCCAGCGCUCAACCCCCUAUCCAGCCAUGGCGCGGUGUCCAGCGGUGCGCGACUACGACCGUCGAGCUCUCUCGGAUCGCUCCGGGCGGCGUCGGCGCCGCCGCCCGCGUCCGAUUACGAUUACGAGCACGAUCUGCGACGAGGCCGGGAGCCGGCGUUCCCCGCGCAUCCGGUGCUUCCCCAGCCGCUGUCGCCUACAAUGGGUAGUAGCGCCGAGGCGCGAAACGCGGUGAUACAGCGCUACCGCGGCUUUUCGGACGGUUUGGUCGAGCGCAUGCCAUACCGCACAUUCGUGCAGCAGACGGAGAUCGAGAACGAUGAUACGCUGGAUGCAUGA